Messenger RNA from Phytomonas sp. EM1, 363 nucleotides. NCBI's taxonomy places the organism in Eukaryota, Euglenozoa, Kinetoplastea, Trypanosomatida, Trypanosomatidae. The record is from the annotation of a GenBank genome assembly.
AUGGGCUCCGCUAAGGAGGAUGAUGAUACGUCUAAAUACUCAAUCUCGCGCGAUGUCGUUUCACAGGUGGCGCGUGUUAUUGGUUUCCUUAUACAAAUUAAGAAACCAACAACGACCAUAUUAGGAGUCCAACAGGGAAAAUACAAGGAGCCAGGGUCUCAACCCACAUUCAAGAGGGCUCCAAACCUCCAGGACUGCACUUCCUAAGCCGCCGUGCUUGAUAUUGUGUUAGACGCUCAGUUUGGCAUUGCGAUCGUUUGACUUAUUAUACCUGUUUAUGCCUCACCCACUUUUUCAUUUUUUUUUAAAAUACUAAAUCACUGAAUUCUAUCUAGCACUGCUUGUUGUGCCUAUCCAGAGGAA